UUUUGAUUCAGGGGAUAGGGGAGAGGUGGAGGCGGGGUGGAGGGGCCCUCCGCCGUCUCGGGGUCUGUCAGCGCCCCACGUCCAGUACCAAUGCAUCGACUCGGUGCGGCGCUGUGACACUGCCAGUGCAGCCGCCGCUGAACGCUUCUCACGCCCGCCUCUUCAUCCUCCCCCUCUCCCUGCUCCUCCGUCUUUAUCCGCGAGAUCACUUAAAGAUGCGUGCCGCGCCGGGAGGCGUGCGAUGCCGGGGGUGGCGGUGUUCGCAGGCAGAUGAGACGAGGGGACGCGCUGGUGUCUGGGCCCGUCGCGCGUGUGCGCCAAGAGGAGGAGACGAACCUGGAGCGGGUGGCUUUUGUGUCGAAAUUUAAACAAAAAAAUGUAACCCCCCCCCCCCCCCGUCUCUCUUAAACUCCGGUCUCUCCUAGAGCGCUGUCACCCCCCCUCCCGCCGCCUCCUCCUCCCGCCCCACGCGCCGCCCUCCCUCUCGCGUUGUCGCGGCAGCGGCGGUGAUGCUUGGUGCUGACUCCUCCUUCGCCAUCGCCUCGACCGUUCAUCCUCGGCCACCCCGCGCCCCGUUACCUCCGCGCGCCGGGCACGAGCUGUGACCGCGGGCUUCUCGGCUGCUGUCGCGGGCGGUGAGGGCGAGGUGAGGGUGAGGUGAGGGUGAGGUGAGGGCGAGGUGAGGGGUGCGCGUCUCCGUGGUGGACAGCGAGUCGGAGGAUCGUGGCUUUGCGGAGGCUCUCACGGGUCCCUGGACCGCCGCCGCCGCCCCCCCCUCCCCCUGCCCUGCCCCCUUCGGCUCGUCUCGCUCGUCCUCUCGUCCACCCCGCUCCCCUCGCUCCCGCUAGUCCACCUCCUUGACAGCGGCCAGCAGCAGGAAAAUGGCGAGCCGAGGCGGCGCUGCGCUCGGCUCGCUGUGCUGCUGGCUGAUGUCCCUCGCGUCCCUCUCCCCGGGUGCCUCGGGGGGGGUCCGGCUGGAGCUGCGCAUCCUCGAGGAGCAGCCCGCGGGGGCCCCGGUCGGGGACCUGAGCGCGGCGCUGCCGAGCGGCACGGCGGCCCACGGCUUCUUCAUCUCGGACUCGGGAGACUCGGGCGUGAACGACGCCUUCCACAUCGCGCAGCUCACGGGCGCCAUCGUGACGGCGCGUCCGCUGGACCGCGAGGCGCGGGACCGCUACUCCUUCGUGGCCGUGACGCUCAGCGGGGUCACCAUCCCGGUGCUCAUCCACGUGGUGGACGUGAACGACCACGCGCCGCGGUUCCCGCGCGCCGACGUCGGCUUCAACGUGUCGGAGCGGACGCCGCGGGGCACGCGCCUGCCGCUGGACGCGGCCGUCGACGCCGACGUGGGCGAAUUCGACGUCCAGGGCUACGAGAUCAGAAGCGGCAACGCGGGAGGCGCGUUCCGCCUGGACGCGAGCCGGGCGGCCGCGGGCAACGUGGAGCUGGUGGUGGACGGCCCGCUGGACCGCGAGAGCGUCGCUCGCUACGAGCUGCUCCUCGAGGCGUUCGACGGAGGCUCCCCACCUCGACACGGGGCCCUGCGCGUGCACGUGGCCGUGCUCGACGUGAACGACAACUCGCCCGUGUUCAACCAGACGCGCUACGACGUCGCCGUGUCCGAGAGCGCCGCUCCGGGGACCGCCAUCCUGCGCGUGUUUGCCACGGACAAGGAUGACGGUCCCAACGGGGUGGUCAUUUACUCCAUCAACCGCAGGCAGAGCGACCCGGACGAGAUCUUCGUGAUCGACGCGCACGCCGGGGUGAUUACGCUGAGCCAGCCGCUGGACUUCGAGACGAAGACCGUGCACGAGUUGGUCAUCCAGGCGCGAGACAACGCCACCCAGCCGGAAUACGACACCGCCUUCGUGACGAUCAACGUGGAGGACUACAACGACAACCAGCCCAGCAUCAGCAUUAUCUUCCUGAGCGAGAGCGGCGAGGCGGAGAUCUCCGAGGGUGCGUCUCCCGGAGAUUUCGUCGCUCGGAUCUCGGCGUCGGACCCCGACGCCACAGACCGCGGGCAAGUGAACGUGUCCAUUGCUGGGGGCGACGGGAAAUUCGGGUUGACCACCAAGGACACCGUGGUCUACUUAAUUUGCGUGGACCAAUCGUUGGACCGGGAGGAGAAGGACGCGUACAACAUCACGGUGGUGGCCACCGACUCGGGGUCACCUCCACUGCGGGCCACGGCCAAUUUCUCCCUGCACAUCCGAGACGUCAACGACAACGCCCCCGUGUUCGAGCAGACAGAGUACCUCGCUUCCGUCCCAGACUCGGCUCCCGUGGGCACGCCCGUGCUGCGGGUGACAGCCGCGGACCGCGACUCCGGCGUCAACGCGGUCGUGCGCUACGCCCUGGAGGCCUCGGCGUACGGCCACCCGGCGGCGUGGUUCAGCGUGGACCCCUUCUCGGGUUGGUUGCGCACCGCCGCGCCGCUCGACCGCGCGGCCCACCCGAGGCCCCGGCUCACGGUCGUGGCGAGGGACGACGGGCGGCCGUCGCUGUCCGCGUCCGCGGCCGUCACCGUCACGAUCGAGGACGCCGCCGGACUUCACGGCCUCGACGCCGGGCCGCCCGUGUUCUCGCAGGUCGUGUACAACGCCUCGCUGCCGGCGAACGCGCGCGCGGGCACCUGCUUCCUGCAGGUGCGCGCGAGCCUCCCCCGAGGCGGCGGUGGCACCGGCCCCGUGAGCUUCUCCCUGGACGGCGCGCACGGUGGGGGGCCCGUCCCGUUCAGGAUCGACCCCCCCUCAGGGUGGAUCUGCACCACGGGAGCCCUGGGGCCCGACUCGGCUCCGUACCUCCUCGCCGCACGCGCACGCGACGCGGCUGGGCACACCUCUGAGAGCUUGGUGCGCGUGUCGCUGGGCUCCGUGGCCCCGCGGCCCCCCGAGUUCUACCCGGCCACGUACACAGUGCACGUGCUGCGGGGGAGUGCGGCCGGCACGCGCGUCACCGCCGUGGUGGCCACCGACGGCUCUCCCGGCCCGCUCGUUUACUCCAUCGGCGCCGGCAACCAGGACUCGCUGUUCCGCCUGGAUCCGUCCAGCGGGGUGAUCUCGCUGGCUCGGCACACGGGGGACGCGCCCGCCGCGGUGCGAGCGCUGGCCGUGUGGGCGCGCGGAGCCGGGGGCCUCUCCCGCGCCGCGGCCAACGUCAGCGUCAGCUUCGUGUCUCCGGGUCGUGCCGCGCCGCUCUUCUUGCGCGACCGCCACACCGAGUCCGUGCCAGAGGACGCGCGCGUCGGCACGAGCGUGGGGACCGCACGCGCCAGCAGCACCUCCGGUCGCGUGCGUCACACCUUGUCGGGGGGCGACCCCCACGGCCGCUUUGCGGUGGAUCCGCUGAGCGGCACGAUCCGAACGCAGGCCCCGCUCGACCACGAGACGGCGCCGGUGGCGACGCUCGCCGUGACGGCGGCCUCGGGGGACCCUCCCAUGUACGGCACCGCCACGGUCACCGUCCUCGUCGGCGACGUCAACGACAACGCGCCCGCCUUUACCGCCGGCCACAAUGCCGCCGUCGCCCUGCCGCGCGGCGCCCGGGUCGGCUCCGCCGUUUACGCGGCGCGGGCCACGGAUGCCGACUCCGGACCCAACGGCCAGGUGCGAUACCGGCUGCGGUCGAGCGCCGGAGGCCGAUUCGGGGUGAACUCCUCCACCGGAAGCGUCACCCUCCUGAGGCCCGUGAGCGCCGAGCCGGGCGACGUCUCCCGCCAGGUCGUCGUGUUGGCCGAGGACGCCGGAACGCCGGCGCUCACGGCCACCCUCACCCUGUCCGUGCUGAUGCCGGGAGAUCGGAGCGGGUUGGCGUUCGAGCAGGAGACGUACCGCUUGGCGGUGGGCGUCGACACGGCACCCGACACGCGUCUGCUGCGGCUGAGCGCCGGGGGGGGCGGCGGGGACUCCGGGGUGACCUACGGCCUGCGGGACGCCGGCGGCGGCGUGUCGGUGUCGCCGUCGGACGGCUGGCUGUACGUGCGGCGCUCCCUGGAGGGGGAGGCGCCGGGCGUGCGCACGCUGCACGUGCUCGCCUGGAACCCGGCCGCACCGAGCGAGCGCACGGCCACGGCGACGGUGAGCCUCACCGUGACGGCCGCCGGGGCUCUGCCGGCCGCGCGGGACGACGGCUCCUGCGCUCCGGGCGAGAGCACGCGCCGCCUGCACGUGCCGGAGAAUCGGCCGGCAAGGACGAGCCUCGGCAGGAUGGCCCAGGCCGCCGGUGGUCAGCUGGCGCACGCCCAGUACCGCCUCUCGCCGGCCCACGACCACUUCCACAUCGACGCCGUGACAGGUGAGCUCAGCACGCGGACGGCGCUGGACAGGGAGGAACAGGGCGAGUACCGACUGCAGGUGGUGGUCACUCGAGCCGGCACGGAGGAGAGCGUCACGGUGUGCGUGACAGUCACCGACGACAACGACAACACUCCCACCUUCGUCGCCAUGGCAACAAACCCGCUGGAGCUCCAGGUUCACCCCGGAGCCGAUUCCGGCUGGACGCUGGGCCGCCUCACGGCCCUGGACCCGGACGCCGGGGAGAAUGGCACCGUAGUCUACUCGCUGGCGGGUCCAGACGCGCCUUGGUUCCGGAUACACGCCGACAGCGGCGUGGUGAGCACGGCCGGCUGGCUGGGCGCCGAGCGGACUCGAUACUCCCUGGUGGUGACGGCGGCCGACAGGGGCCAACCUCCUCUCAACAGCUCCAUGCAGCUGCACGUGCAGGUGCGGGCUAUGAAGGGCCUCUUGGAGGCUCCCGAGUCCUCGGUGGUCCAUCUCGUGGCGGUGGAGGGGACCAGGCCUGGCACCGUGAUCGGCUCGGUUUGCGCCAAUGCAAGUUCCGGGGUGGGCUGUAAGAGCGACGCGGAGGUCUUGUACCGCAUUGUGGGGGGCACUGAUCGAUGGGGGACAUUUGGAGUGGAUGCGACCACCGGACACGUCUACCUGGCACGCGAGCUGGACUACGAGGUCUCCCCCACGUACCAGCUGCAGGUCGCCGUCGAGACGGUGACAUCUGCGUUCGCGUCGCCCGGCCGCUUCCUGCUGCUCGUGUUCGUGAGCGUCACGGACGUGAACGAGCACACGCCGAGGUUUGUGCAGGAGGCCCCGCGCAUCUCUGUGCAGGAGGGCCUCCCCGUGGGCCGUGCCGUGCACACCUUCCGGGCGACGGACGCCGACGGGAGCCUCCCGAACCGCGACGUCCGCUACGAGCUGGCGCUGCAGACGCCCGGCUCCCCCGCGGCGUUCGCACUCGACCCCGUGACCGGCGUGCUCAGCACCGCCGUGGCCCUGGACCGCGAGGCCGUCCCGGCCUUCCUGCUCGUCGUCAGGGCGACGGACCAAGCGCGCGAGCCCGCUCGGCGCCGGGCCUCCGAGGUCACGGCGCUCGUGACGGUCGGCGACGACAACGACAACUCCCCCGUGUUCCUGUCGGCCAAUCGCAGCGCCGUGCCGGAGAAUGCUCCCCCCGGGUUUCCCAUAAUGCACGUGGUGGCGCGGGACGCCGACCUCGCCGAGAACGGCACCGUGCGCUACGCGAUUGCCGACGGCGACAAGGACGGGGCGUUCGGCCUGCACCCCGUCACAGGCCUGCUCUCCGUGGCGCGGCCGCUGGAUCGCGAGCGGAGAGCCGAGUACACGAUCACGGUCGACGCUCGCGACGGGGGGCGCCCCCCACGUAGCAGCAGCCAGGUCGUCACGGUCGCCCUGCGCGACGCCAACGACGAACCUCCGCGCUUCCCGCAGCACGAGCAGGCGGCCAGCGUGCGGGAAAACGCGCCCCCCAACACCCCCGUGACUCGGCUGCAGGCCACAGACCCAGACACAGGGGCGAACGGAGCGCUGGAGUUUGAGAUCCCGGAGGGGGUGGCCGGCGGCUGCUUCCGCAUCGACCGCUCGUCGGGGCAGAUGAGCACGACGAGGAGCCUGGACCGGGAGGAGCGGGGAGACUACGACGUCCCCGUGUUGGUGCGGGACGGGGGCCGGCCGGCACGCUGGGCCGUCACGGUGGUGCGCGUCGCCGUGCUGGACGAGAACGACCACGCGCCGCGCUUCGGCCCGCACCUUGCCGGGAUGCAGCUGCAGGUUCCCGAGAACCGCGAGCCGGGACCGCUGCUGCCGCUGUCGGCGUGGGACCCCGACGCCGGGGAGAACGGGCGAGUCACGUUCCACAUCGUGGGUGGCGACCCGCGCGGGGCCUUCCACGUGCACGCGGACACGGGUCUGCUGUCGACCGCACGGCCGCUGGACCGCGAGGCCGUCCCCUCCUACGAGCUGCGGCUGGAGGCGCGGGACCAGGGGGAGCCGGCACGCUCGCACGCCAUCGCCGUCUCCGUGUCGGUGACGGACGAGAACGACCACGCGCCCGCCUUCCCGCAGCCCGCCUACCGGGCCUCCUUGCCGGAGGACGCGCCCCCGGGCACCUCCGUGCUGCGGGUGGCGGCCGGCGACCCGGACCGGGGCGCCAACGCGGCGCUGGUGUACUGGCUGGAGGGCUCCGCCGGCGGGGCCUUCUGGGUGGACGAGCGCUCGGGGACGGUGCGCACGCGCUCGCCCCUGGACCGCGAGGCGAGGGACUCGUACCGCUUCUUCGUGGUCGCGUCGGACUCGAGCCCCGGCAACCCGCGCAGCGCCUCUGUGGCCGUCACCGUGACCGUGCAGGACGUCAACGACAACGUGCCCGUAUUCCUGCAGGAGCUGCUGGAGGUGACCGUGCCGGCGGCCUCGGUGGACGGGGAGGUUCUGGGGCGGCUGCAGGCCCGGGACGCGGACUACGGGCCCAACGCGGCCGUGCUCUACCGCGUCCAGGACCCACGCGUCACCGUGGACAGCCGCACCGGCGAGCUGCGGACCCGGCCGGGCUGGGGGGGCGGGCCGGCCUCCUGGGACCCAAUCGUCGUCACGGCGACGGACCAGGGCAGCCCGCCCCACUCCGCGUCCGCCUUGCUGCUGCUGACGCGGCAAAACUCGGCGCAAGCCGCGCUCCGCUUCUCCCGCCAGCUGUACGCGGCGACGCUGCCGGAGCACGCGCCCAGAGGCACCGUCGUCGCCACAGUGGAGGCUGCGUAUCAGGAUGGAUCCAGUGGCCGCAUCAUCUACAGCAUCGUCAACAACCAAAACAUUUUCUACAUUGACAGCAACACAGGGGCGGUACACGUUCAGGACGCGGCCGCGCUGGACUACGAGGUCUCCCCGCGUCUCCGGGCGGUGGUGUCGGCCAAGGCCGAGGCAGGAGGGGGUCGAGGGCCCCAGGCGUUCGCCGUGCUGGAGGUGACGCUGACCGACGUCAAUGACCACGAGCCGGUGUUCCAGCACGACCGCUACGUGGCCUUCGUACGCGAGCAGAGCAGCUAUGGCACCGACAUCGCCACGGUGCUGGCCAAGGAUCGAGACGAUGGCUCCAGCCGGGAACUCGUCUACUCCAUUCCAUCCGGCGAGCACGCCAGCAUCUUCCAGAUCAAUCGCCAUGGGAACAUCAGCACGAACACCAUCCUGGACCACGAGAUCACCGAUUUCUACAGGGUGGUGGUGUGGGCGGUGGAUCAGGGCAGCCCUCCCCUCACGGGCUCCACAACGCUCUCCGUCUUCGUGGUGGACACCAACGACAACACGCCCACCAUCCCGCGGCCCCCCACGCUCAGCCUGCGCGAAGACAUGGAGCCCGGCUCUCUGGUCACCCUGGUGACGGCCAACGACGUGGACUCGUACCCGGCCCUGGAGUACAGCUUGGCGGCGCAAGCCGGCGGCGUGCCGGAGGGCGAGGGGGCCGGCGGGCCCUUCGGACUGGUGCGCUGGCAGGGCUCGCUGCUGCUGUCGCGCGCACUGGACCGGGAGCGGGCGGCCCGGCACACGGUGUCGGUGCUGGCGUGGGACGGGCGGCACGCCGCCGUGGGCAACCUCACCCUGCACGUCACCGACGUCAACGACAACGCGCCCGCGUUCGACCAACCGCACUACCGGGCCUCCGUGGUGGCGGACAGCCCCAUGGGCACGGCCGUCGCGAGGGUGGUGGCGCUCGACCCGGACGCGGAGGAAAACGGCCGAGUGUCGUACCGCGUGGCGUCGUCCAGUACAGCCGGGUUCUCCGUCCACCAGCUCGACGGCUCGGUGGUGGUGACGGGUCCCCUGCAGGUGAACUCGAGCGACGGGUUGGCCUGGUUGGUGGUGGAGGCACGAGAUGGGGGGCGUCCCCCGCUCAGCGCCUCCGUUCCGGUGUUCGUCGAGCUCUCGCGAGGCCCCGUGUCUCCCCCCCUGCUGCGUGUGCACGUGGCCCGGGCCCACGGCCUGUCGGUGAGCGAGGACACCCCCAGCGGCACGGUGCUCACCACGCUCACCGCAGAAACGGCGUCGCGCGACGGCGAGGGCGUGGCGUACAGCAUCGUGGCCGGGGACGAGAAAGGGAUCUUUGCCGUUGACACUCAGCAAACGUCACCCACGGCAGCCCCCGACGUGACGGGAAGCCUCCUGCUGCUGGGACGACUUGACUUUGAGACCAAAGCAUUUUACAACCUGACUAUUGUGGCAUUCGACGGCACGGGCGCCCACGGCAACGCGACCGUCAAUGCGAUCGUGCGCGUCACCGACGCGAACGAUAACCCGCCCGUGUUCAGCGUCCUGGAGUACCACGCGAGCGUCAACGAGGAUCUGGCGCUGGGCACCGGCGUUGUCCGAGUGGCGGCCACUGACCCCGACUCGCAGUUGAGCGGCGGCAUCCACUACAGCAUCAGCUCGGGAAACGAGCGCAGCCUAUUUGGGAUCGGCGAGUCUUCGGGCGCCAUCUCCCUUUUGGGGCCGUUGGAUCGCGAGCGGCAGGAGCAGCACAAUCUCACCGUGCUGGCCUGGGACGGCGCGCACGCGGCCCUCGCUGUCGUCUCGAUCAACGUCGAGGACGUCAACGACAACGCCCCCUUCUUCCCCGCGGAGCGGCUGUACGCCAGCGUGCUGGAGAAUGAGCCCGCGGGCAGCCUGGUGACCGUGUUGCGGGCCGUGGACUGGGACACGGGCCCCUACGGAGCGCUCUCCUACUCCACGCUCAACCGCUCCGCGGGGAGCGUGGCGAGCGAGGGGGCGGGAGUGUUCGCGCUGGACCCCGUCACGGGCGAGCUGCGCACGCGCGUGGCUCUCGACAGAGAGAGCGUCUCACGCUACGUGCUCGCGGUACGAGCGGAGGACCUGGGCGGGCUGUCCGCCACCGUCGGUGUGAUCGUGCAUGUAACCGGCGUCGAUGAGUUCGAGCCCACGUUCACGGAGGCCACGUACCAGUUCACCGUCCUGGAGAACGCGCAGGCAGGAGAGAGCGUAGGCGUGGUCAGUGCCACAGAUAAAGACGGAGGCUUGGAUGGAAUCGUGCUCUAUUAUCUAAAAUACCCCUCUGUGUAUUUCGGGAUCAAUGAAACAACUGGACACAUUUAUUUAAAAGUUAACAGUCGGACUGGCCUACACCAACGUCGAUUUAGACGUGAUGCCAGGGAAGUUUUUCUGAAAAUUCUAGCAAAGAGCCCACUACCCGAGUCUCGAAUAUCAAUUGCUGUCGCGGUGAUGGACGUGACGCACACCGCCAUCGGGAUUGAAAGAGAAGGCUCAAGCAUCUUUCUGGCUGUCGGCCUGGCCGUGGGAUUCGGGGUCUUUGCCGUGGUUCUCAUUGUGCUGCUCGUCGUCCUGAUCCGACGCAAGAGGCAGUCUGGAAAAGGCGGCGGCAAGACCGGUGGCAGCGGCCGCCCGUCGCAGAUGGACAUGCAGCUGGUGGAGCCCGCAGACAUGUACCGCACGGUGCUGCCCCAUUACUCGGCCGUGGGGCCCGCUCUCAUGGGGCCCGACUUCCCCGACCACUCGGCCCACUCCCACUCCAGCGGACGCGGCUCCGCGGAGGGAGAUGCCGCGGCGGACGACGAGAUCCGCAUGAUCACGGAGAACCCGGCCCGCGGGCCGCACGGCUACCACGGCCCGGCGGGGGCCCAUUCGACUCUACGAGGCCCGGAUUCCGGUAUCCAGCACGACACCGACCACCUGUCCGACAUUUCGCACGUCACGCAUCUCUCUUCCGAGAUGCGCGGCGGCGGUCUGGGAGCGAACGAGGUGUCCGGAUUGCGCUCCCCGCUGGCCAGCGUGGCGGACGAGUGCGACUCGGGCCGCAGAUCGGACUCGAUCCGCAACUUCAUUCUGCAGACGCUGCAGCAGGCCGAGCGGGCGGCGAACCACGGGGGCGGCCGGGAGGCCGGCGCGACUAGCCGAGUCUCGAGAGGCUCCAGCGAAGACGGCCGACCUCCGGUGGAGGGGGCGCUCACUUCCAUCGUGGCCUCCGAGGAGGAGCUGCGAGGGAGCUACGACUGGGACUACCUGUUGAACUGGAGCCCUCGCUUCCAGCCGCUGGCCGGGGUGUUUGCGGAGAUCGGGCGCCUGAAGGACGAGUCGCUGCACAGCCAGCAAAAGUCGUCUGCGCUGCGAGCGCGCGUCCAGCACAAGCCGCACGUCCUUCCACCGCCGCUCAUCACCAGCGUGGUGCCGCCGGGCACCCGCGCCGUGGCGCCGCGUCCCGUCAUGUCGUGGACUACCAUCCCGCGCUCGCCCAUCACGCAUGAGCCGCUCUCCACGUCGCACGCCAUGUCCCCCAGCCUGACGCCCUCGCUGUCGCCGCUCGCCACUCGCUCGCCCGUCGUGUCGCCUUUCGUCACCUCCCAGCCCCACGGCCCCACUGCCGUCAUAUUUGGUAACGGACAGUCUCCCGACGGGGCGGGCGAGGAUCCGGAGAUGCACAUAUGACAACCGUGCGAUUAAAAAGUCUGUUUCUAUUUGGAUCCACGCGAUCCACCCGCACUGUUGGACAUGCUGUGAACACGGUUUUGCUUAAGUGAAUUAACUCUCGCUAAAGGGUUGAUUCGUGAGUCGGUAGUUUUCAUAAACUCGCGUCCGCUCUUAAGAUUCUCAGUCCAACACUGAUCCAGCGAUCACCAUCUUAACCACAGUACAGUAUUACAACACAGUAUUACAGCCUUCCAUGUUUGCAGUAUGAUGGAAAAGUAAACUUCUUGAAAUGACCAAGUCGAACAUAUAAUGCACCAAGGCCGUGGGCCCGAGUCCCCGAAAGCAUCAAGGAACAAGUAACGGCGGACACUCCUGCAAGGGCUGCAUGGUGUCAACCCAAGAGCUCCUGCCCGACCUCCUCCUCAAUCCACCAUCGCCACACAAGGAGGCCUUGCACGCAGCAGCAGCACCACCAACACCACCACCACCGGCUGGCUGCCUUUGUGGAGCUCACUACGGGCUUGCACGCGUGCAGCACCAGUCGGCAUCACUUUUGCACACACACACACACGUGCACUGCAUGAAUGCACUUUGUGCACACAGCUACAGGACGUGCCUGUACAUGGUUACUGUGCAUACACACAUAUGUCCAGGUGUGUGUGUGUGUGUCGGAGCCACGGGGCAGAGUUGGGCACGUCGGGAUGUCCGCGAGUAGUAUUGGUAAUCGUGUACAGUAUUGUGUCUUUUUGUUUGUGCGCUGCUGUGUAUUAACGGUGUCAGAUUAGUGCAGUGCGGUCUUGUGCACGCGAACAUGUCGCUGUUUAGCGGUGAGUAGCGUAGUCAUUGUGUUGUGUACGGUACAUUCAGUAUUUGCCUCGUUUGACGAGCCUGACGUAUUAUGACAUCGCUUGCUCUGCAGGUGGCACGUGUUGAGCUUCUACUUAGAUAACCCAACAUCAUGUGCCACUGACGUUUGAUUGAAUAUUGCAUGUUUAGUAAUUUGUAACUAAACCCAUUAAAUGUGGGUUUUUUCUAGAAA
Molecule: messenger RNA, 11778 nt
Organism: Lethenteron reissneri (Far Eastern brook lamprey)
Lineage: Eukaryota; Metazoa; Chordata; Hyperoartia; Petromyzontiformes; Petromyzontidae
Gene: DCHS1
Product: dachsous cadherin-related 1
Biological process (GO): homophilic cell-cell adhesion
Cellular component (GO): plasma membrane
Molecular function (GO): calcium ion binding
Source: RefSeq, a predicted model, not a curated record